AUGUGUGACAGCCUCUUAGUUCUGAAUAUAAAUGUUACUGAGAGGAAAUUAGGUUGGUUUGCAGAGGAGAUCAGCCAGACCUUGCAGUGCAUCUUGCUGAGGAGCAGGUACCUCCACCAGUACUGUGCUUCAGAUACUAGUACAUGUAGAAGAAAAAUGGAAGUCAUUGAGCUGGGAGAAGUCGACUUGAACUGUCCUUCCAACUGCCAAAUACAUAAUACCCAUUUCUUCGGAACUGACAGACAGAUAAUAAGGAGAGGACAAGCCUUCAGCUUUUAUGCUCGUUUCCAAAAUCGGGAAUGGGAUGACUCCGUGGACCAGGCUAUUUUCACUGUGGAGACAGGCCUCAGACCCUGUGAAUCAAAUGAGACGAAAUGUACCUUCCCAAUGGGCAGAUGUCUGGAUCAAACCUGCUGGAGUGCUUCCUACAAAAUUCAUCAGCCAAAAUGCAUCAAUAUCAGUGUGUUUCCUCCCUCCAAUGUCUGCAUUGGCCGCUAUAUUCUCAAUAUGCAAAUCACAUCUUGUGGUCACACAUAUCAGCGAUGUCUUGGAGAUUUUUAUGUCCUUUUUAACCCUUGGUGUGCAGAUGACCCUGUAUAUAUGGACAAUCAGGCCCAUAGAGAAGAAUAUGUUCUGAAUGAACAUGGAAUACUGUAUGAAGGAGUUCACAAGCAUAUUACCUCUCGACCAUGGCACUUUGGACAGUUUGAAGAUGGAAUUCUGGAUAUCUGCUUGAAGAUUCUAGAUAUGGGCGCAAGUUACCAUCACGGCUCUGAUCGUGACCACUGUUGGCGCAAUGAUCCUGUGCAUGUCAGCAUGGUGGUAAAUCACAUGAUAAGCAGCCAUACCACUAACAGUAUCAUGAAGAUUCCAGAAAACAAUGAUUACCUGAAAGGAACGAAGCCAUUUUCUUGGAAUGGAAGUGUCCCUAUUCUUCAGCAGUGGUACAAUGGCAGAUGCAGGCCUGUCAGAUAUGGGUACUGUGGAUCUCUUGCUUCAGUAAUGUGCACAGUGAUGAGGUGUUUGGGAAUUCCAAGCCGUGUUGUUACGAACUUCUGUUUUCCAUGCUCAACUGAGAAUCCCCUUGGUAUCAAUGAGAUUUUUGACUGUACUGGCAAAAUCCUGUGUGGCAAAGACAAGCUAUGGCAAUACCACUGCUGGAAUGAAUCUUGGAUGGCUCGCAGAGACAUAAAUCAGUGCUGUGGUGAUUGGCAGUGUCUGGAUCCAACACCUUUGGAAACAGGCAGAGGUUCAGCUUGCAGUGGCCCUACAUGGGUUCGAAGCAUCAGGGAAGGGGAACUGGACCUGGAUUAUGAUGGUCAUCAUAUGUUUUCUCGAGUAAAUUCAAACUAUGUUGGUUGGCUUUCCCAAAACAAUGCCAAAAGAACAAAAUUUUUCUGCGAUACUUGGCCAUGUGGACAACGUCUAAUCACCAAGAGUGUUGGCAGUGAACAAUUCGAAGAUAUCACUGGGGCUUACAAGUAUGAACUAGGUUCUGUGAAAAAUAAAGAAGCCUAUUACCGGGCUUACAGAAGAAUUUACCCAGGGUAUUGCAAUGCUUCCAACUGUCAUAUUGAGAGAGAGUUAUCAUCUCUGAAAAACCCAUUUUUGAGUGACUCUGGUAUUAACAUGAGGUUAAAGAUGGCUAACUGCCCAAUGUAUGGUGAAGAUGUCCAGCUGCACUGGCUGCUUGAAAAUUUGCGUAAUGAAAACAAAACCCUGAAGUUUAAUUUGUGUGCACAAAUUAUAACCUACAGUGGUUGCCCAAUGGAUCAAUUUUGGAAAGAUAGUGUGAAUAUCACAUUGGGUCCAAGAGAAGUGAAAAAAAUUCCACUGUGUAUAUCGUAUCACCAAUAUGGACCAUAUCUCUGUGAUCACAACAUUAUGAAAGUAGUUGCUGUCUCAGACCCAGAAUGUGGAGAAGUUCUGAUGGUGAGCAGGGAUAUCAUAAUCAACAGACCACCUGUUAUUGUCAAGCUACUGAGCCAGCCCAGAAUGAAAAUACCAUGUACGGCAGAGAUCUCUUUCUGCAAUCCUCUCCAGGAAGAUAUGAAGAACUGUGUAAUGACCUUAGAAGGCUGUGGUUUAUUCAAAGAGCCAAUGACCAUUGAUUUGGGAACGCUUGCAGCCAACCAACAGGCACGGACCAUUGUGGAGUUCACACCUUACAGGCUUGGCAGCCACCGGCUCCUGGCCAACUUGGGAUGCCACAAGUUUGCCUACUGCAAGGGAUGUGCCAAGGCCGAAGUGUGUUGUUCCACAGGCCAGAAUGGUGUCCUGCCUCACAGCCAGAACGGGUCACUCCCAGUGUGUGAGAACAGUUCCCUCCCCAUGAAUGGCUCCGGGCCUGUCCCCGUGGCAGAUCCUGCAUUCAACUCCAUGUGUGAAUAUAUAUGUAUCCCAGUGUGCAACCCAAACUGCAGUGCAAGUGGCCAGCCUGUGUAUGACUUCGUGUACCUCCCUGCGGGCCAUCCCUUAUGCAACUCCAUCUGCAGCCAAGGCUUCAAUCCAAGCAUCAAUCCUGGUUUUGAGAUGGGAGGUGAUCCUGGCUUCCGUGUCAUAUGUGAGACUGUACCUCCUGCUACGUGUGCUCCGAUGGCUCCAUCCAUGUAUGGCUCCAUGCCUGCCCCAGCAUCCAACCCCGUGUGCACCCCUAUGCCACAUGUGGUGUUCGAGACUGGUCCUGCUCCCACGCACCCGCCUGGGGGUGGAGGGGGGCCAAUGUCCUAUUCUGUCUCUGUCCCCGCGAAUAAUGCG
This is a messenger RNA of Acanthisitta chloris (rifleman), 2757 nucleotides long. RefSeq names its product protein-glutamine gamma-glutamyltransferase 5-like. NCBI's taxonomy places the organism in Eukaryota, Metazoa, Chordata, Aves, Passeriformes, Acanthisittidae. The transcript has 13 exons. Gene Ontology annotation, molecular function: protein-glutamine gamma-glutamyltransferase activity. The annotation marks the transcript as partial. The record is from RefSeq and is a predicted model, not a curated record. Gene Ontology annotation, biological process: peptide cross-linking.